ACCAAGAAACCAACUAAAGGCAAAGGUAAAAAGCAGGAAGCUGAUGAAUUAACUGGUGAUGCUUCAGUUGAAGAUGAUUCGUUUGUCAAGGAAAGUGAAUUGGAGACUCAAGAUGCAAGUGAUCAAGACGGAAAUGAUGAAUUAAAGGACUUCAAAGAAUCUGUUGAUGAUGAGAACUUGAAUUCUAAAGAACUACUAUCUGCAGAAAAGAAAAGAUACCAUGACCUGGAGCCAGCAGAGACAACAGAAGAUGCAGAAAAGGAUUCUGAAAGUCAGGAAAAUGAAGGUCAAGAUGUAGAAGAUUACACUUUUCCAACUGUCCAUGAUGGUGAAGAUGAAGAAAAUGAGAAAGAUAAAGCAGGUUCUGGUGAUGGUACACAAGAAGUAUCUAAACCUCUUCCUUCAGAAGAAAGCCUAGCUGAGGCUGAUCACACGGCUCAUGAAGAGAUGGAAGCUAACACCUCUGUGAAAGAAGCUGAGGAUGAUAACAUAUCGGUUACAAUCCAGGCUGAAGAUGCCAUCACUCUGGAUUUUGAUGGUGAUGACCUCCUAGAAACAGGUAAAAAUGUGAAAAUUACAGAUUCUGAAGCAAGUAAGCCAAAGGAUGGGCAGGAUACCAUUUCACAGAGCCUGGAGAAGGAAAGCAAGGACUAUGAGAUGACUGAGAACCAUAAAGAUGGUAAGAAGGAAGACUGCGUGAAGGGUGAUCCCGUCAAGAAGGAAGCCAGAGAAAGUUCAAAGAAAGCAGAAUCUGGAGACAAAGAAAAGGAUACUUUGAAGAAAGGUCCCUCGUCUACUGGGGCCUCUGGUCAAGCAAAGAGCUCUACUAAGGAAUCUAAGGAAAGCAAGACAACGUCAAAGGAUGAUAAAGGAAGUACAAGCAGUGUUAGUGGUAGCAGUGGAAGUUCAACUAGAAACCUGUGGGUUAGCGGACUGUCUUCCAACACAAAAGCUGCCGACUUGAAAAAUCUCUUUGGCAAAUAUGGAAAGGUACUUGGUGCAAAGGUGGUCACAAAUGCACGAAGCCCAGGGGCAAAAUGUUAUGGCAUAGUAACAAUGUCUUCUAGUACAGAAGUGGCUAGAUGUAUUGCACACCUCCAUCGAACAGAGCUGCAUGGACAACAGAUUUCUGUUGAGAAAGUGAAAGGUGAUCCCUCCAAAAAGGAGUUGAAAAAGGAGAGUGAUGAGAAAUCUGGUUCGGGUAGAAGCAUGGGAGAUAAGAAGACCACAUCAAGUGAUAAAGCCAGCAAAACUCCAUCAACCAAAAAAGAAGAAAAGAAAUCUGAGAAAUCUGAAAAAAAAGAAAGUAAAGAAGCCAAGAAAACAGAAGGUGGUAAAAGCCCAGGUCAAGUUGUAGUUUUAGACCAAACAAAAGGAGACCAAGGCCACACUAGGACAGUUAGAAGGGGAAGGUUUGAUAAACCACCGAUAUUGAGGAACAAAGAGCGUAUUAUUCAAGAUAAAGUGAAAUUCAGGGAAUACAGGGGUAGAAAGGAUAUCUUGCCUUUUGAAAAGAUGAAGGAACAGAGAUUGCGAGAACACAUGGUUCGAUUGGAAAGAAUACGACGAGCUGUUGAACUCCGAAGGAGAAGAGAAAUUGCUGAGAGGGAGCGUCGUGAGCGAGAACGCAUACGAAUAAUGCACGAGCGGGAAGAAUGCUUGCAGAGAGAAAGGGAACGACUGGAAAUUGAAAGGCAAAAACUAGAGAGGGAAAGGAUGGAACGGGAGCGUUUGGAAAGAGAACGUGUUCGUAUUGAACAGGAACGUCGAAAGGAAGCCGAGCGCAUUGCUCGGGAAAGGGAGGAACUUCGGCGGCAGCAGCAGCAGCUUCGUUAUGAGCAGGAAAAGAGGAAUUCUUUGAAACGUCCACGUGAUGUAGAUCACAGGAGAGAUGAUCCUUACUGGAAUGAGAAUAAGAAGAUGGCUCUUGAUACAGAUGCACGUUUUAGUCACAGUUCAGAUUACAGUCGCCAGCAGAACAGGUUUAAUGACUUUGAUCACAGAGAACGGGGACGAUAUCCAGAAGGUUCUUCUGUUCCAUCAUCAUCUUUUGAUAGGCGAGAACGUUUCGUAAAUCAAGGUGAAGCAAAAAAGACUCGCCCAACAGCACGAAGAGAAGAGCCCGGGUUUGAGAGAUACCCCAAGAACUUCAGUGAGUCCAGAAGAAAUGAACCACCACAGCCCAGAAGUGAACUUCGAGAUUCAGACAGGCGAGAAGUGCGAGGAGACAGAGAUGAAAGAAGAACAGUGAUAAUUCACGACAGACCUGAAAUACCACAUGGUCGACAUCCCAGAGAGACCGGUUCAAAUCCGCCAAGGCAAACAAACUGGAAGGGCGAGGGAAGCAUAAGCACGGACAAACGGGACGGCAGCAAUUUUUACAGAGGUGAGAGGCCAGAUCGAUCAGGAAGAGAAGUGUCUGGACACGUGAGAGGGGCCCCCCCUGGCAGCCGCAGCAGUGCUUCUGGCUAUGGGAGCAGGGAAGGAGAACGAGGCGUGAUGGGAGAACGAGGUGGAGGACAGCACUACGAGGACAGACAUGUCGUGGAACGCCACAGCCGUGAAACUGGACCAAGAAAAGAAUGGCAUGGACCUAGUUCUCAAGGAAGUGGCUAUCAUGACACCAGGAGAAUGGGGGAUGGCCGUGGAGGAGGUGGCAUGAUGUCUCCACAUACAAGUAACUCUUCACCAAUUAAUAGAGUUGUACAGAUCACAGGCAAUUCCAUGCAGAGGGGAAGCGGCUCAGGAUUUAAGCCCUUUAAAGGUGGACCUCCACGAAGAUUCUAAGAUCUACAGCUGCUUGGUUUCAAGAUAACUUAUUGAAAUCUCUUGUAAACUUUCUCUGAUUAAAAACAGGAAAUCUUGUCUGGAAGUCCUGGUUAAAUUUUUUUAAUUUAACAUGAUUACUUUCCUCUCAAUUUUGGAGGCAUUUUAAUAGUUACGUUGUAAUUUUCGAUAGUUUUUGUGUAUCUUUGAUAAGCAUUUUCCCUGAGGCACUAGAGCUGUGUAAAAACGAAUUGGAACCAAAAUAUUUGUUAAUCCUGUAUAAAAUAAUAGUUUGCAGCUGUGUGCUAGUAGUUUAAUUUACCAACAUUAGCUCUGUGGUGUCAUGCUUUAAAGUUAGCUACUUAUCACAACAUACACAACUAUAACCUCCAUUUUGAAGGUUGUCCAGGCUAUUAUCUCUGCUUUCUAAUUUGUAGAGAAAUAAGAUUGUUCUUUCAUUACUGGGUAUUAUGUAACCUAUUUUUGCAGAAGGUACUGUUACAUUGAGUGCAUUUAUGUGUAUUCUUGCAAAUGUAUUCUUUUGAAAUAAACCUUCAUAUUCUG
This is a messenger RNA of Athene cunicularia (burrowing owl), 3330 nucleotides long. It is a transcript of the gene SLTM, whose product is annotated as SAFB like transcription modulator. The record is from RefSeq and is a predicted model, not a curated record. Gene Ontology annotation, biological process: regulation of mRNA processing; regulation of transcription by RNA polymerase II. The coding region runs from base 448 to 2787 and encodes 779 amino acids. The transcript has 20 exons. Gene Ontology annotation, cellular component: nucleus. Lineage: Eukaryota; Metazoa; Chordata; Aves; Strigiformes; Strigidae. Gene Ontology annotation, molecular function: sequence-specific DNA binding; RNA binding.